Messenger RNA from Symbiodinium sp. CCMP2456, 2701 nucleotides. The record is from the annotation of a GenBank genome assembly. Lineage: Eukaryota; Dinophyceae; Suessiales; Symbiodiniaceae.
AUGCCAUGGACUGGCGAUAGGCUGGUGUUGGCGGUGUACAAGGUUCGUGGGCUGAACAAGAUCAAGGCUGCUGAUGAGGACGUUGCGUUGGACUUGGGGUUUCCUUUGCCGACAAAUGAUGUGGGGAGUCCAAGAAUGUGCAAGCUCCUUGGUCAAGAAGGUGAACAACCUGGUCCGGAACCACAGGAGGAAGUCGAGGUUGAGCUGGAGCCAGUUGAGGAUUUUAUGUACACCCGCAUGUCUGAGGAGGAAUGGAGGACCACGAUUGAGCGGUACGGCGCGGAUCAUUAUGUUGCAGAGAUGGCUACGAGAUGGCGUCGUAUCGAGCCGGAGGAGGGCAAUUUGAAAUCAGUGAUUCCAGCCGCCAUUGCAGCGGACAUCGACAGGGAUUGGGUCAAUGCUCCAAGGAUUUUCCUUAUGUCUGAGGAGGGCGAGGAACUCCAUGUGGGACGUAUGCUGGGAACAAGAACUACACGGAUCCAGGACUAUGACCCAGAAAGGCUAAAUUCGAGUUUUCUCAAGGCGUGCAAGAUCUACAAUAUGGUCACCAAUGAAGAAGAGAUGAUCGUAUUUUGGAUUCGCAGACGGGUGGUGGUUCAUCAAGUCCCGCCUGCAGAUCAGCGCCACGCAUGGAGAGGUCAAGAGGAACAAGGACCACCUGAUCGUGAUCACAGGGGUAGGGUACCUCGCUUGGCUGUAAUGUCGGUCGAUGGCUCGGGAGGAUUGUUGCAGUUCGUUGAAGUUGAUGAGGAGGAGCUGGGCAAUGACGAAGCUCGGAUGAUGAAGGCUACUCCAGAGACUCUGUAUACUCCGAACAUUGAAGAACUGUUGGCUUCCGUCUCUGCCGAAAACCCGCUGAAGGUCACCCACACUGUUGAUCCUCGUGAAGUACUACCUGUUGUGGAAAGAUGGAUCCCAGCAAUGAAGGCUGAACUAGAUGCCCUCGAAAAAAUGGCUGCGAUAAAGAGAUGCACUGGGAAAGAGGCGGAAGGGCUCCGCAAAGACCCAAACGUGAUCGUGGUGCCAAGCAAGCUGGUGUUUACAAUCAAGCCCGGCCUGGAACCGGGACAAGUUCGCCGCAAAGUCAGAGGGGUUGCGUGCGGAAAUUUCUCUGGGGAGACAGCCGAGGAGCUUGGUGAUGUAUAUUCAGCUGGGGCCACAAUUGAUCUGGUGAGACUUUGUUUGGCAGAAGUCAACGCGAACCCAGGCUGGAUCGCAGCGACGGACGAUGUGAAAACAGCUUUCCUACGUGCCCCGAUCCCAGAGUUGCCGAAUGGGGGUAUGCUAUGGAGGUCUGGAUGGAUGAGGAUCGUUCCAUGCGUGACGGACGAGAAUCUCCAUAAGCUGAUUGAGGUCGAUGACACGGGCCAAGAAAGGAUUGUCGGCUACAUUUUGUUUUACGUCGAUGAUACCCUUGCAGUUGGACCCCCGGACUACGUUCACAGUUUCUACGACUGGCUGGAGGCUACUUGGGAAACUGUCGUUCGCUUUCUCGGCUUGGAGCUUUCUCUUCAAGAAGAUGGAAGAAUGAGGAUUGCCCAACGGGGUUACAUAGAUGAGCUCUUGAGGAAGCGAGAAGUGACCGGAUUUAGCAAGGUACCGUUUCUCAAGGAGUGGGCUACGGAUGAAGUUCCAGCAGAUCCAGAUUGCAGUCCUGCGUUGAUCAAGGAGGCUCAGCAGAGGUGCGGUGAAAUCCCUCUGGACGACCCAGAGAUCGCGAAGAAAAUCCUUGCCUACUACAACAGCACGAAGGAUGCCGCGUUUAUCAUCGAGAAGGAGCAGUCGUCCAAGCUGGUGAUGUUCAGCGACGCCUCACACUCUCCGGCCGGGGCAAAGUCCAUUUCAGGAACCUUGGUGAUGUGGAAGGGACUACCCAUAUGCUGGCGAGCGGCGAAUCAAGGACUGACGGCGUUGAGUAGUGCCGAAGCCGAGCUUAUUGCUUUGAGUGAAGGUGCGCAACUACUCCGUUCCGUGAAGACGACCCUUGAGGACAUGGGCAUCAGGCCAGAGACUUCAGAGCUUCGGGUCGAUGCAACAGCAGCGAUUGCUGUGGCGAGCUCUGGUGGGAGCUGGCGGACAAGGCAUCUACGACUACGGGAGAACUGGCUGGUUGAGCUGGUUAACUCGAAUGAGUAUGUCCUUAUGCACCAGCCGGGAGUCGAGCAGUUGGCGGAUGGGUUAACAAAGCAGUUGGCUUCGGAUCGUGCCUGGAAACUACUGCAGGCGUGGAGCUCCUACAAGGGUAGCACUCAGCCUGAAGUCAAGAAGGUGAUGAUCGCAAAGGUCGAUGGUGAGUGGGAAUCCGCAGCAGCCUCCGCAGCAGCGCAAGCCACCAUACCCUGCACAACAGCCAUAAGCAACCAGCAUGAAGGGACCCUGAGUAGGUGUACCAAGGUUCUAGUGGGGUUGGGUUUGGUUGCUGGAGCUUGUGGAAGUGAUACUGGGAACCAUGAGGUGUACACUGGUGUGGAUUCAGAGCAUGAGCUUUGGGUUGCAGUGUUGUUGGUGAUGGUGACCACUAUAUUCUUCUGGGAGUGGAGCAAGCGGGCUGCUGGGGGUGUCAAGAAGGCAGUUAAGCUGAAGAUGUUUUCGUCGACUUCUACACCGAGGUUGUCCAAGGCCGAAGGGAAGGAGCUGUUGAUGUUGUUGGGCUUAGAUGAGCGAUCAAUAGAGCAGGAGGCGAGGCUGAAUGCUUUGAUAG